AGAAGAACUCACACUGCUUCCCAUCAGAGAGCUGCCCCUCCGUCACAUGCUGCCUCUCCAGCACGCCACCGGAGACACUUUCAAGACACUAAAACCAACCUGUGGAUAUUGUUUUCCCCCCUCUAUUUAAGGAGCGGCAACUAUUUCUUUGUUUCCUUUUUUUUUUAAUGGCGCCAUGAAGUAAAACUCCGCCAUAUUCAUCAAAUCCACCACACCCGUCAACAAUAGCGCGAAUCAGUAAAAACUUUCGAAUUAACUCGAUUUUCAACGACAAACAACGGGGAAGAAGGGAGGUGACUCCUCAGCCGGGCACGAUGACCCUGAUGGCGGCGGGGGCUUGUUGCCUCAGCCCGGAGGCCAAAGAGGCUCGCAGGAUCAACGACGAGAUCGAGAGGCAGCUCCGCCGCGACAAGAGGGACUCCCGACGGGAAUACAAGCUCCUUUUACUCGGGACGGGCGAGAGUGGGAAAAGCACCUUCAUUAAACAGAUGAGGAUCAUCCAUGGCCGCGGAUACUCAGACGAGGACAAGAGGCCGUUCACGAGGCUGGUCUACCAGAACAUCUUCACCGCCAUGCAGGCCAUGAUCCAGGCCAUGAAGAUUCUGCGGAUCCGAUACAAGUAUGAACACAACAAGGCCAACGCCAGUAUUGUCAGCGAGGUUUAUGUGGAGACGGUGACAACAUUUACAAAACCAUAUGUGGACGCCAUCAAGAGCCUGUGGGCCGAUCCAGGGAUUCAGGAAUGUUACAAUCGAAAGAGGGAAUACCAGCUCUCGGACUCUGCCAAAUACUAUCUGAAUGACUUGGACCGGAUCGCAGAGGCUGCGUAUUUGCCCUCUCAGCAGGACGUGCUGAGGGUCAGGGUGCCCACCACGGGUAUAAUCGAGUACCCCUUCGACCUGGAGAACAUGGUGUUCAGGAUGGUGGACGUGGGUGGGCAGCGCUCCGAGAGGCGGAAGUGGAUUCACUGUUUUGAAAAGGUGACCUCCAUCAUGUUCCUGGUGGCGCUGAGCGAGUAUGAUCAAGUCCUUGUGGAGUCCGCCCAUGAGAAUCGGAUGGAGGAGAGUAUGGCUUUGUUCCGGACUAUCAUCACCUACGAUUGGUUUGAAGAGUCCUCGGUCAUCUUGUUUCUUAACAAGAUUGAUUUGCUGGAGGAGAAAAUAAUGCAUUCACAUUUGGUUGACUACUUUCCUGAAUAUAACGGUCCCCAGCGGGACGUCAAAGCGGGCCAGGAGUUCAUCUUGAACAUGUUCGUCAACCUGCAUCCGAACCGCAAAAAGCUCAUUUACUACCACUUCACCUGCGCUACCGACACGGACAACAUUCGCUUUGUCUUCCACGCUGUCAAAGACCACAUCCUGCAGGGCAACCUGGAAGACUACAACCUGGUUUAAAGCUGCCGCUGGGAGUGCUGUAGUUGAACAAGCCUGACUAGAAUACAAGAUGGAGACUAUAGUGUAGCGCGCAUGUCACUGAAUGACUGUACUACUGAUGCAUUUCAUACUUUUGAAAGUAAGUCCUAGAGUGUCCUGACCACUAAACUGCUGCCUUCGUGACAAGUCGGUCAUGAGAAUCACUCAUAAGGCUUUCCUGCUUUUUUAAGGUAACUGAAUGACUUCACAAAUGUAGAUGGACUACUUUUUAGGUGUGCGUGACGCCUCUGAAAACUCUUGAUUUUCUUCUAAGUGGAAUUCCUCAAGCUUUUGUGCCUCUAAAGGGAAGCCAGUCGUAAUCAACACUAAUUGCACAUUUACUUUGGAAGUCUUCACUAAUUUGCACACUUGAGUAACAUUGUGUAAGGAUUUUGAAAGGCUUCACGCGAGUCAACGUUUUUGUUUUUGUUUUUACUUGUGCACUGCGUAAAAUCUUAUGAAGGAGUAUUACUGCCGCACUAAAAAUUUCAACUAUCUGAAAUAGAGUUUUGUGACUAACGUUGUAAAUUUAGCAGAAUGAAAUAGUACUUUUUUCCUCUAGAAAAAAAGUUGUGAAAUUCGGAGAAAAAAGUCAUAUAGUUACAAUAUUAAAGUACAAAUAAUAUAUGGGGGAAAAAGUUGUGAUAUAAUUGGAAAAAAUUGUAAGUUCUCAUGAAAAAAAAAGUUGUAAAAUUACACAGAUAAAGUUGUCAAGUUUUGAGAGCAAAAUUGUAACUGUUCGAUAAAGUAACAACACAUUAUAACAACAAUGUUAUAAGAAUUACAGUAGUAUUUCAGUAAGAGUGUUACGGUAAUUUCGUAAUUUUUCAUACAAAAUUGUUUUGUAUUUACACAAAUUAAGUUGAACAUUUUCCUGAACAAUGCUGUUUUGCUAAAAAAUAGUACAAGAAAAAAAAAGUUUUUCUUUGUAUGAAAUUUCUGAGUUUAAACUGGUAAAUACUGUUCUAGAAAUUAAGCCGAAAUGUUACUGGAAAAAAGCAGUACAAUUUUAAGAAAAAAAAAGUUGUGAAGUUACAACAAACUUAUAAAGUUCUAAAAACAAAUAAGUAAUACAAGAAAAAGUUUUUUUCGACAAAACAUAAAAAGCUUACACAUUAAGAAUAAAACCACAAAUUUAGGAGGAUUUAAACAAAGGAAAACGUGUUACAAAUAUGUGACUAUGAUGAACUGUAGGAACUUUUAUUUUGUAUUUUUUUUGUGCAGCAUUGUGAGUUAUAUUAUUACAGCCCUAUUCCUCUAAGUUGCAAGCACAUACGUGAAAGUGUUUUUAUUCCCACAAUAAUAACAAUAGGACUUUUUACCCCUCAGUAUAAUUUCAUUUUCUUUUCAGUGUUGCCGUGAUAGUCCUUCAUAAAAUUCAAACAAAACAUUUUUAUGCAUAUGAACACAUUUCAAAGGGAAUCCUGCCACAUUAUAGCAUUUCUCUUUCUUUUUUUUUUUUGCUAACAUUUUUUGUGUUUGUGUCAAGCUGCAGUAAUGGGUAUUUUUUCUCUGUUAAAAUCGUUUGCCAAAUUGGCUGUAGAACUGGGCCAUUACUUAUCCCAACGUGCACUAUUAAUAUCACACGGUACAGCGAUUCCCUUGUUUUUUCAACCCCCCCACCCGUUUGGAUGAGGUCAGCAUCAGGAGGCUAAGUGCUGACGAGAGAAGUGUGGUGUUAAAUAAUCUCUCAGGCAUUAAAUUAGUACAUUGAAGUGCUCUGAAUCGGUUUGGACUAAAUGAAUACAAAGGUAAUUAAGAGCUUAUCUGCGACGCCACUGUUUACAUGACCUCUGUCUUCUUAAUAAAAAUAAUUACAGUUUAAUUUAUGGUAAAAUUUCACUCCCUGCAGCUUUUGUUUUAUGCAGUGUGUGUGUUUUUUGUAUGUGAUCAUUUAAAUAAAUAAAA
This is a messenger RNA of Nerophis lumbriciformis (worm pipefish), 3320 nucleotides long. RefSeq names its product guanine nucleotide-binding protein G(q) subunit alpha-like. Gene Ontology annotation, molecular function: G-protein beta/gamma-subunit complex binding; GTPase activity; G protein-coupled receptor binding. Lineage: Eukaryota; Metazoa; Chordata; Actinopteri; Syngnathiformes; Syngnathidae. Gene Ontology annotation, biological process: adenylate cyclase-modulating G protein-coupled receptor signaling pathway. Gene Ontology annotation, cellular component: heterotrimeric G-protein complex; cytoplasm. The record is from RefSeq and is a predicted model, not a curated record.